Solanum lycopersicum (tomato) is the source of this 1734-nucleotide messenger RNA. RefSeq names its product probable glucan endo-1,3-beta-glucosidase A6. Gene Ontology annotation, molecular function: hydrolase activity, hydrolyzing O-glycosyl compounds. Gene Ontology annotation, cellular component: plasma membrane. Gene Ontology annotation, biological process: carbohydrate metabolic process. The record is from RefSeq and is a predicted model, not a curated record. NCBI's taxonomy places the organism in Eukaryota, Viridiplantae, Streptophyta, Magnoliopsida, Solanales, Solanaceae.
UUGUCACUACAACCCAUGUCGGUAGUUCACUUGGAUUUUACUUCUCCGUUUCAGUCCUGCACUUACCCCUAUAUAUGAACACAUUUUGUACCUAAAGACAUCCUCACUCCUUUACAAAGAUCAAAGAUGGGUUGUUUAUCUACUCUGCUUCUGCUAUUUACUCUUGCUUCUUCUUCAUUUUCCAGUGCAGAAAUCUCAUCUCAACUAGGAAUAUGCUACGGACAACUUGGAAACAAUCUCCCAAUUCCAAAAAAUUCAGUUGACUUAAUCAAAGGUCUCAAAGCCAAAAGAGUCAAGAUCUAUGAUACAAAUCCACAAAUCCUUGAUGCUCUUAAAGGCACCAACCUUCAAGUUUCAGUCAUGGUACCAAAUGAACUCAUCAACAAUAUCUCUACUAAUCAAACCUUAGCUGACCAAUGGGUAAAAAAUAAUAUUGUACCUUUUUAUCCACACACAAUGAUCCGUUACCUCCUUGUUGGAAAUGAAAUCCUUAGUAGCCCACCCAAUACCACUUGGUUCAACCUUGUGCCUACUAUUCGCAAAAUUAGAUUCUCCGUCAAGAAAUUUGGUUUAGGAAAAAUUAAAGUCGGUACUCCAUUAGCUAUCGAUAUGCUUGAAUCGUCUUUUCCACCUUCAAAUGGUACAUUUAGAUCGGACAUUUCCGAAAAAGUUAUGAAACCAUUGUUGCAUUUUCUGAAUCGAACUAAAUCUUUUUUUUUCAUUGAUGUUUAUCCUUAUUUUGCUUGGGCUUCUCAACCUACAGUGAUUAAUCUUGAUUACGCCUUGUUAAAUUCCAAGAACAUUACUGUUUCGGAUCCGGGUACGGGUUUGGUUUAUACAAAUUUACUGGAUCAGAUGAUUGAUGCAGUGUAUUACGCUAUGAAAAGAGUCGGGUACCCGGAUGUUCGGUUAUUUAUUGCAGAAACGGGUUGGCCUAAUGCCGGUGGGGUGGAUCAAAUUGGAGCGAACAUCUACAAUGCAGCAACGUACAAUCGUAAUGUGAUAAAGAAGUUUACAGUUAAGCCACCUAUUGGAACCCCAGCUAAACCUGGAGUUGUUGUGCCGACAUUAUUAUUUGCAUUGUAUAAUGAGAAUCAAAAACCGGGUCCAGGUACAGAGAGGCAUUUCGGGUUAUUGUAUCCUAAUGGAACAAACAUAUACGGGAUAGACUUGUCUGGUAAGACGCCUGAAUCUGAAUAUAAAGCGUUGCCGAGAGCAAGGAACAAUGAACCGUACACAGGGAAAAUUUGGUGUGUUGUUAGUAGAAGUGCAAAUGCAUCGGAGUUGGGUGGAGCAAUGUCGUAUGCUUGUGGGCAGGGUAAUCGGACUUGUGAUGAGAUCCAACCCGGAGGCAAAUGUUACAAUCCGAAUUCUUUGGUGUCGCAUGCUAAUUAUGCAUUCAGUUCCUAUUGGUCUCAAUUUAAGUCUUCUGGUGGAACUUGUUAUUUCAAUGGGCUUACCAUUCCUACGAAAAAAGAUCCAAGUUACGGAUCUUGCAAGUUUCCAAGCGUCACACUUUAAAAAUGGGUCAAAUGGAAGCUACGGUGGCAGAUGCGUACAUUAAUUGCAUUCUUUUCUAUAUACGGUAGAAUAGAGUUACACAAAAUUGUCUAAUUGUGGAACUCAAGAUUGUUAUUUAUUUUUCUAAAUUAUUUUUCCAUUAGAUUUGUGUUCUUCCGUUAUAGAAGAAAAGAACCUAACAUAUUUAAUUAGAAGAAUGUUACAUUUUAAUAA